UAUAUUAUAACUGGUUUUGAAAUAUCAGUCAUAAUAUCUUUCUUGAAUUUUAGUCCCAUAGAUGGCUUCGCAAAUGGCGAUCUCUUCCGCAUGCGUUCCGCUCUCUUCCCUAAACUCUCUUCCCUCAUCAAAACCAUAUCCACUUUCCUGUACUCUUAUAGGAGCCUCAGCUUACGGAUCCCGCUCCUCUCCCUCCCAAUCCCGCCUCCGGCAGCCCUCUCUACCACCAAAACUGGCGCAUCUCUUCCUCUCUUUAUUUUUUUCUCCUUUGAAACCCUCCCUUCCUGAGAGAUCAGUUUUUCACAACCACAAGGUACUUUGAUUUCGUGUUUUUGUUGGUCUGCAUUUUCGUUUCAUGCAAUGCAUUUCAUUCUCUUUGAUGUUCUCGGUGCGUCGAUUGUGUUAUUUGCUUUUCUUCUUUAGUUUACAGGUGCCUUUGCAUAUUCUAGGGUUUUACGGUUUUGCGUUUAGCUGUGUCAGACGCUCAAAUUGAACUAAGUUUUGAGAGAUGAGUGUUUGAGAAACAAAAGAGAAAAGAGAAGGGAGAAGAGAAAGAAGGAUGUCGUCGUUGUCGAGCAUGUUCGGGUGUGGAGUGGUAGAGUUGUAUGAUAUGUUAUUAUGUUUUGGUUCUUAUUAUGGUGCUGGACUCUGUCGCAUGUAUAUCCUUUCCAACCUACUCCAGCACCGGUGCCAACAUCCCUGGUUGGUUGGAUGUCAAAUCCAACAACUGUUGAACAUCCUGCAGUCUCCGGUGGAGCUAUAGGUCUUGGUGCACCGUCAAUCCUGGGUAUUAUAUUCUUUUGCUUUCUUUAGUUCUCUAACUCUCAAUGACUAGUUGAAUUUAGGAUGUUGUUUGGUUUAUAAUCUUUGACCUCUGAUGUUUUAUUGCCUCUAAUCUUUGACCUCUGAUGUUUUCUUGAUGCAAUGUAUUCACUAAGGCCUUUAAAGUGUGGGAUCUUAGUGCUUGUUCAAUGCCCUUUCAGGCUGCUUUUAUUAAAGAUCCAGGUGUUUCUGUCAAUCGUGUGAUUUGGAGUCCUGAUGGGGCUUUAUUUGGAGUUGCUUACUUAAGGCACAUUGUUCAGAUAUACUCUUACCAUGGCGGGGAUGAAGUCCGACAACAUUUGGAGAUUGAUGCUCAUGUCAGUGGAGUUAAUGAUUUAGCAUUUUCACACCCGAAUAAGCAGUUAUGUGUCAUUACCUGUGGUGAUGAUAAUACCAUUAAGUUUGGGAUGCUGCUUCUGGAGCAAAACAGUAUACCUUUGAAGGUCAUAAGGCUCCAAUUUAUUCUGUUGGUCCACAUUAUAAAGAAAACAUUCAGGGUAUUCUGUGUCAAGUUCAGUGGCGAUGAAAGUUAUGUAAUUUCAGGAAGGGACGAUACUAACCUUAGGAUUUGGAAGGCAAAAGAAUCUAAGCAACUUGGAGUAUUUUCUUGCUUCUUAUAUUACUUAGAUUUGAGUGAAGUAAUUAAUGUGUAAGAGAGCAUAUCCUUAGCAUUAUGUAGCAAUGUUUAUCAUGAUUUCGAUCAUGAUUAAUUGUCUUAUUUCUUGACUGAGUCAUACCUGUCCAUGUAUAUAGUUUAUAAAAUCAUUAUGUAUUAAAUAUUAUUAUGCAAUUUAAUG
Messenger RNA from Vigna radiata var. radiata (mung bean), 1619 nucleotides. RefSeq names its product protein TPR3-like. The transcript is spliced from 7 exons. Gene Ontology annotation, molecular function: protein binding. The record is from RefSeq and is a predicted model, not a curated record. The coding region runs from base 972 to 1475 and encodes 167 amino acids. Lineage: Eukaryota; Viridiplantae; Streptophyta; Magnoliopsida; Fabales; Fabaceae. Gene Ontology annotation, biological process: regulation of DNA-templated transcription.